Messenger RNA from Silurus meridionalis, 1896 nucleotides. RefSeq names its product tripartite motif-containing protein 16-like. Gene Ontology annotation, molecular function: protein binding. NCBI's taxonomy places the organism in Eukaryota, Metazoa, Chordata, Actinopteri, Siluriformes, Siluridae. The record is from RefSeq and is a predicted model, not a curated record. The transcript has 6 exons. The coding region runs from base 26 to 1762 and encodes 578 amino acids.
AGUCACUUUGAACAAGUGUGGUGAAAUGGCAGAAGCUCGAGUCUCUGUGAAUUUGGUCGAGUUUAACUGUUCCAUCUGCUUAGAUCUGCUGACAGAUCCUGUCUCUGUUCCCUGUGGACACAGUUUCUGUAAGUCCUGCAUCAACAGACAAUGGGAUGGAGAAGUUCUCAACAGAGUUUACAGCUGCCCCUUGUGUAAACAACAUUUCAGUCCACGACCGAUCUUGGGCCGGAACAUCAUGUUGGCUGAAAUGGUGGAGAAGCUGAAGAAGACUUGUGUUUCUGAGAGAACCCUGGCUGGUCCUGAAGAUGUGGAGUGUGAUGUCUGCAUCAGGCAUAAACACAAAGCUGUGAAAUCCUGUCUGGUGUGUGUAGCUUCAUACUGUCAAGUUCACUUUGAGAUGCACAAUGAGCUGCACCCGGAAAACACACACAAAGUGAUUGAAAGCAGGUACAGUCUCAAAGACAGGAUCUGCAGCGUCCAUAAAAAACCUAAAGACGUCAUUUGUUCGAAAACGGAACAGUUUUUUUGCCCUGAGUGUGUUGAUAGUUAUUGUUUAGGCCAUGACACCACUACGGUCACAAAGAAGCGAUAUCAAGAACAGUUUUUACAGUUCCAGAUUGAACACAUCCAGACAGACGUUCUCCAGAGAGCCCAAGCAGCAGAAAACAGCAUAAAAGAUUUGAAGAAAGCACUUAAUACAAUCAAGAUUUCUGCAAAGACGGCACUGGAUCAGACUGAGAAGUUGUUUGCAGAGCUGAUCAGAUCAGCUGAAAGGAAACGCUCGGAGAUCAAAGGAAUAAUCAAAGCUACAGAAGAAGCUGAAGUUCACCGAGCAGAGAAAAUUCUGCAUUUUCUGGAACAGGAAUUGACUGAGCUGAAAGAGCGAGAUAAGAAACUGGUUCAGCUUUCAAAUUUAGAAGAUGACUUCCUGUUCGUCAAGACCUCCAUGUCCCUCUUCAACUUGGCAACGUUUUCUGAUGCUCCACAAUUUACAGUCAAUCUGACACCCUUUAAAGAAAUACAGAACUCGGUGUCUGAACUGGAAAUAAAAUGUAAAGAGUUCUGCAUGAGUGAAUUAUCUCCAGGUUCCAGAGCAGCUGUCAACAGAUGUCACAUGAUCCAAGCUUCUGUUCCAAUAUUUCGAGAAGAUUUCCUUCAGUAUUUUCAGCAGUUGACAGUGGAUACUAGAACAUCCCACAGAGACCUCCAGCUUUCUGAGGGUAAUAGAAAUAUAACCUUUGACAACUCAAAACCAUAUACCCAAAAGCCUGAGAGCUUUAACUACUACUCUCAGACUCUGUGUAGAGAAGCUCUUCAGAAACGCUGUUACUGGGAAGUGGAAUGGGGAGGACAGCAGGUUUACAUUGCAGCGUCAUAUAGAGGAGUGGAAAGAAAAGGCUGCUUUACAUCUAUAGGUUUUGGAUUCAACGAUAAAUCCUGGAGUUUACGCUGUAAUUCCUCUCAGUUUACGUUUUUUCAUGACUCCUAUAAAAAAGUUAUUUCAGGUCCAGUGUCCAGAAGAAUAGGAAUUUAUCUGGAUCACAGAGCCGGGACUCUGUCCUUCUACAGCAUUACAGACACCAUGAAGCUCCUUCAUCGAGUCCGCACCUAUUUCACUGAACCCCUGUAUGGAGGAUUCUGGGUGUUUGAUGACUCCAGUGUGAAAAUUUGUGGGAAAAACGAGAAGCUGCCUUCUCAAACACAAAUUACUCCUGUUAGUGCAUCUUCUCAUGGGUAUCAGUUUCAGUUUGAAGAGUAAUGUAAUUGGUAUGGCUAGGCUAGCAUUAUAUUGCUAAUCAUUUAUUAAUAGUUAUGUUAGGAAAAUAAACAGGAUUGUGUAAACCAUUUAUUACAUAAUUACAGUCAUUUUUGUGUUUACUGAUAAAUGGCAUA